Molecule: messenger RNA, 1824 nt
Organism: Olea europaea var. sylvestris
Lineage: Eukaryota; Viridiplantae; Streptophyta; Magnoliopsida; Lamiales; Oleaceae
Product: E3 ubiquitin-protein ligase RFI2-like
Exons: 6
Coding region: 197-1471 (424 amino acids)
Molecular function (GO): ubiquitin-protein transferase activity
Source: RefSeq, a predicted model, not a curated record
GUCUGUGAAGAGAAAAAUUAAGAAAAUUGAAAGAGAAGGGUUCAACUACUCCAAACUCACUCAAUUUGUUAAAAAAUUGAGAAAAAAUCAUUAGUUAAUUCGAGCCGUGUUGUUAGAAAUUUUGGCAUAAAUUACUUUUCAUUGAAUUAAAUUUGACAUAAUUUCUGGGGGGGUUUUGGAGUUUGGUGAUAAUAUUAUGGGGUUGGGUGAUACGGAUCUUAAGGACGAUUGUGACGAAGGAGGCGAAGGGUGCAAGGCAGUGCCACCAGCGGCGGUAUCGUGCUCAAUAUGCUCAGAGGCGGUGACAGAUAAUGUGGAUAGAUCUUGGGCCAAGCUUCAAUGUGGCCAUCAAUUUCACCUUGAUUGCAUUGGCUCAGCAUUUAAUAAUAAGGGGGUGAUGCAGUGUCCCAACUGUGAAAAAAUUGAGGAAGGGCAAUGGCUUUAUGCAAAUGGCAGUCGUCCGUUGCCUGAGUUCAGCAUGGACGAUUGGGCCUAUGAUGAGGAUCUAUAUGGUCUAAGUUACUCAGAAAUGUCCGUUGGAGUUCAUUGGUGUCCAGUCAGUGGGUUGACAAGGUUCCCUUCGUCUUUUGAUGAAGCAGAAUUUUCAUCAAAUGCAUAUCAGGAUCAUCUUGGACGGCAUGCAAUAUUUGCUGAACAUACAGCUGUAUCAUCUGCUACUUAUCCUUGCCCUUAUAUUGCCUACAUUGGACCAGUUCACCCACCAUCAACCUCCAGUGGAAGUGUAUCAGAUGGAUCUAAUUUUAGUAAUCACUGGAGUGGUCCAUCAGCUCAAAGUGAUAUUCCUGGUUCUUAUGCUUUCCCUGCCAUGAAUGUACAUCAUCAAAAUUGGGAGCACCAUUCCUCUUCUUUGGGUAAUGGCAGCCACAUUGGCGGUGCAGAUCAACCUUCUAUUCCAUCUAUGACUCAGAGAUCAUUAAGGCCCAGUUCUGAUAUUCCCAGACCAGGAUCUUUUAUGCAUCCAUUAGUUGUCGGGCAUAGUUCUGCCAGUAGAGUGCCGAGCUCCGUGACCUCUUCAAUGGUCCCUCCUUAUCCUGUUAGCAUUGCUAGGCCACAUGACCGUGUUCAGGCUCAUCAGGCAUACUUCCAGCAAGCCAGUAGUAAUCCAACAGCACGCACACCUUUAGUAUCUUCAACACGAAGAUACAACAACAGCCAUAGGGGUUCAGCUCAAGUUGCACCCAUGGCUUCAUCAUCAGAUCAGUCUGGUAACUUGUACUUGUCAUCAGCUUCACCUGGACGAACCUACCAAGGAGCAGAAAAUCUUCUUCCUAACCGUUUCCAUGCCUGGGAACGAGACCAUUUGCCUUCCUUCCCAUUAAGCCAGGCUGAAAGGGAGAUUUGGGGACCAUACAAUCCAGCACCUGGUGGAUCUGAUUCCAGAAUCAGAUCCAGCAAUUUUCAUGUGAGGCACGGAUCAGAGAGGACAGCGCCAUCUCAAAAUCGGUCAUAGAUAUCUUAUUCUAUUAUGCUGAAAACCUUGAUUGCUCUGAAACUUCAAUUAUGUAUGUUUUGAGAACGAUCUAUAAUGGUUGGCAGUGUGCCGAUCAAUCCAGACGUUUUGCGUGGCUUUGAAAUUAUUGCUUUUUUAUCAGCCAUGAGUUUGUGUGAUGGAUGCAGCUUCCUCUUGUUCCUUCGGGAUUGUAAGGUCUUGUGUUUAUAGCAAGAGGUUGUCUAAAGCAGCAUUGUGUAUUCCAUGUACGGGUAUCCCAAAUUGUUUUUCCCUGUCCAAAAGCGGCCCCCUAUCAAAUAUAUAUUGGAUGUUUAUCUUGUUAUUUUCCCAUGUUAUGAGUUGUGGAUCUUGUU